AUGUCCCUUCUGGUCCACCGAUUAAGGCAAAGGAUAUCAUCCGAUGAUGAGACCGAUGAUGAUGAUGACGAUUACAACAUCAACUGCUCAAGAGAAAUUUUUAGCUUGAGUGAGAACCAUCAGAAUUUCCACAUACCAGCGACACCAGCGACACCACCCGCACCGCCGUUAUCUCAGGAAGCUUGUAGCUCAUCCUCAGUUCAAGAAUCACUUUCCGAUACACCAAGUCCUGCAGCAGCGGAAACCUGGAUCACUCUUGGUGACCCUGAUAUGAAAGUUAAGGUAAAAAGAAGCCUGUACAUUAAAGCGCGAGAUGGCUCCACUGASCGAAAGAAGUUCGCCUUGAACUUGUUGGAACUGCUAUUUACUGCAGACGUACUAAGAUCUUCGACAUUUAUUGGAUCGGAGAGGAAAAAAAGACUCUGCCCGUUGCGCACAAGCGCCUUGAAAGCCACUAUAUUCAAAGAGUUUCCGGCACAAAACGCAGAGGAGAGAGCCACAAGCUGGGCUCGAAUAAAAGAGUCAAUAACAGACAAAUGUCGAAAAAUAAAAGUCGGGAAGCAGACACCGGCCGAUUUCUUUGAGGAAAGUUAGGCCGGUGUCAUGACAUGUGUACGCCUGUGAGACAUCGCAUUCCAAUCGAAUACGAAGUUCUAUGUUUUUUGGUCACGUUUAAAAUUUUACUGCAGAAAAAAGUUCCACUAGGCGUACCUUGCUACCCUCUUUUAUUCUCUACAUUUGUCGACUGAAGUCU
Exaiptasia diaphana is the source of this 754-nucleotide messenger RNA. RefSeq lists its product as uncharacterized. The coding region runs from base 1 to 594 and encodes 197 amino acids. Lineage: Eukaryota; Metazoa; Cnidaria; Anthozoa; Actiniaria; Aiptasiidae. Gene Ontology annotation, molecular function: DNA binding. The record is from RefSeq and is a predicted model, not a curated record. The transcript is spliced from 6 exons.